Molecule: messenger RNA, 1885 nt
Organism: Parasteatoda tepidariorum (common house spider)
Lineage: Eukaryota; Metazoa; Arthropoda; Arachnida; Araneae; Theridiidae
Gene: Pdcd4
Product: Programmed cell death 4
Biological process (GO): negative regulation of DNA-templated transcription
Cellular component (GO): nucleus; cytosol
Source: RefSeq, a predicted model, not a curated record
AAAAGUGUUAUUCCUUUACUUAUAUCUGGACUCUCCAUGCAGUAAAGUUUUGUUAUGUUUAAACGUUGUUUGUGAUAAAUAUAAUAGCGUGCUUUAUAAAGGUUCAAGUCAAUUUGCUUUCUGAGUUAAGAAAAAAAUAAUUAAAUUUAUAUUCGGCAAAAAUUUAUAAGGAACUGACAAUAUCUUAUUUUAUUGGUGAUUACUGAUUCUUAAUUUAAGAUCUCCAUAAAUCGAAUUAAUGGCUACUGAUAAUGUAAAUAAUUUUGGAGUCCAGUUGGUAGAUGACGUUGAAAAAGAAAUUGAUAAAGAAGUAUCGGUUAAUGGUUCUAAAAACUUAGUUGAAAAUAAUAAUCCGGAUUCUUUUCAAGAGAUUUCUGUUGAAAAUCGAGUGAAAAGGAAAGCUAAACGACCGUCUAAACUUGUAGUUAGCGAAGAAAACAGCGUUGGUAAUGUUGUUAAUGUGAAUGGCUCAUAUUUAAGGUAUACUAAAAACAGUCGUAGAUCUAGGAAUGGUUUAGGACGUGGGCUUCCGAAGAAGGGUGGAGCUGGAGGUAAAGGUACUUGGGGUAAGCCUGGUAGUGAACUUAUGCUAGAAGUUGAAGAUAUAGUUUCUGAUAUUCAUGAUCCUAAUUAUGAUGAUGAGAAUCAGGAUGAUUGCGAAUUUGAGGCAAUAGCACCUGAACUAAGUUUUGAUGAUCUGGAAAAAACUGUGGAACCAAUUAUUUGUGAAUACUUUGAGCAUGGUGAUACAAAGGAAGUUAUAGCUUGUCUUGGUGAGUUGAAUUUUGGUAAGUUAAGAUCGCAGAUUGUGUGGUUCGCUAUUAAUCUUGCCAUGGAACGCAAGCCUUCAUUGCGAGAGAUGACAUCUGUUUUGCUUUCUGAUAUGUAUGGACAUAUUCUGCGUCUUGAAGAUAUAGCUGCUGGGUUCGAUAAUUUAUUACAAAGCCUCCCAGAUUUAAUUCUUGAUACACCAGAUGCAGCCACUGUUUUGGGAAAUUUUAUUGCUCGAGCUGUAGCUGAUGACUGCUUACCUCCAAAAUUUGUGCAAAGCUAUAAAGGAAAAGUUGAAUGUGUUCAUGCUAGAGCUGCAUUGGAGCAUGCUGAUGCUCUUUUGAGCAUGAAACAUGGUCUUGUCAGACUGGAUAAUGUUUGGGGAGUUGGAGGUGGAAUGAGACCCGUAAAAUAUUUAAUCAACCAGAUGCAUUUGCUUCUUAAAGAAUAUCUCUGCUCUGGUGAUAGUGAUGAAGCUUGUCGCUGUAUUCGGGAGUUGGAAGUCCCACAUUUUCAUCAUGAGCUUGUAUAUGAGGCCCUAAUAAUGGUGAUUGAAGAUAUGCGAGAUAGUUCAAUGGAUUUAAUGUGUAAACUCUUCCAAGUUUUAGCAUCCAGCAUGAUAGUUACUCCUGAUCAAAUGACAAGGGGCUUUCUUCGUGUAUAUGGUGAAAUGCCAGAUAUUGUUAUUGAUGUCCCUCCAGCAUAUACUGUGUUAGAAAAAUUUGUGAAUAGUUGCCAUGCUGCUGGAUUUCUGUUGGAUGAUGUUGUUAAGAAGAUGCCUUCUCGAGGACGCAAACGCUUUGUAUCUGAAGGAGAUGGAGGACUGGUAAAGACGCAUUGAAAUGCCUUUUACAUUGUGUGCAAUGUUUUUCUUUUCAAAAUAUUCUAAAUCAUAAAUGAGGAAUGAACUUCAAAAUCUAUGUUUUUUUAGUUUUGUUUUUUUAAAAGACUACAAGUAUUAUUGUUUUCCAUUCUAAAGUUGAAAUUCCAUUAAUUGAAUGGAAAUAUUUUAUUUUUUGUAAAUCAUACUACAAUCUAUGUUUUUUCUUCCUUUGGUGAGAUGACUGUUAUUAUAUAUGUACUUAUAUGUAAUAAAAGAUUGUUAUAUUUUUAA